Molecule: messenger RNA, 2882 nt
Organism: Seminavis robusta
Lineage: Eukaryota; Bacillariophyta; Bacillariophyceae; Naviculales; Naviculaceae
Source: the annotation of a GenBank genome assembly
GUGGGGUGGUGAGCGAGCCAAUCACUUUUCAGUUCGAAAACACCACAGUACGUUGCACUGUAGCGCUGUACCGGUACGCAUAGCUAUGCGAGCUAGAAGGGCACCUCUGGCCGGUGACAUGAAGCAAGAAGAAAGGAGGGGGAAUCUGCCCCAGUACAGUAACCAAGAUGGCACAAGCCCAAGCUUCCACAUGAUUGCUACGAUGUAGUUCAGUUUGGCUCACCCGAUUCCUCUGGCAUACCGACGCUGUCCACAGGCCUUCUGGUGUGCUGUCAUGCAGUGCCUUACCGGUGGCGUGCUAGAUCGUGAUCACACCGUCUCUUCGUUUCCGGGGAUGAAUCCGGUACGAACAGUAACGGUACGGUACGGAGUUCCAAGAGGACACUGCACUCCGUACAGGUAUUCAGCAUUGUAGUUGACCUCGAUGGUAUUAUAGUGGCAAAGGGAGGAGCUUUUCAAGUCUUGUUGUGUCUGCUGGCUGUGUGCUACGGUCUUGUCCCGUACCGUACAGCGGUAUACUCGUACUCGUGAGCAAUGCUGAGGUGACAAAACAGGUGCACUUCCGCGGUCCGCCUUGGGUCCGUUGAACAAACAUCGCUCACCGGUUUACGUGCACCGAUUGUGACCAAUGAUCUUUUGUUCUCAGAAUUUUGGUGUGAGACAACAAACAAUGGCAACAUGAUGGUUUUAGGCGCUUCUGUGCGGCUGGGAAUACUGAUUCUGUUGGCGUCGGUAUGGACGUCUAGGGCCAAUCUUCGCUGGGCUUCCUCCGGUGGAGGACAGAGGGCAAUGACUGCGAACGUGGGAUGGGCCCACGCAUUCAGCCGUGCUGGAUUGAUCGAUGCUUCGACGUCCUCUUCUCUGUUUUCAGCUGUGUCCACUAAUUCUGGUGGCUCCUGGUUUAGCAUCCAGUUCUUUUAUUCGGAGCAAUACUUUCAGAAAGUCGUCGAGAGUCCCGACUCGGUGUACGAGUUGACCAAGACAUGGAUGGAUUCGUACCUGAGCUACUCGCAGGGAGCCCCCACCUCGAUUAUCUGUGGUACGCUGACAUUCUAUGGGUUGAUCCCGGGCUUGAAAGACUUAUUUUCGGCAUGCAACCUCUUUUGUUCCGUAAACUUUGACUACGCCGCGUAUGUGGAGGGAAUGGUCAAGACAGCAGCCAUGGACUACUUGGAUGUCACACUCGUGGAUCGUAUAUUGAACGGGGAGAAUCGAGUGCCAACCAUGUCGAAUACGGAUCUAUACAUCCAAACUUCUUUGUCGCCCACUGCCGUUUCGGAAAAGAACAAAAAUCAGCUCGUUCUGAUUGGGCCCAAUGAUGACCCGUCCAGGGCAUAUGCCUUGUUUAUUCCUGUUCAGUAUUCGGUCAAGAGCAGCUCGACAUUCUACAAUUAUGCGGUCUACGAUGACGAGCUCCCGUUUCAGGUAACGAGAGUAAAGGCUCCAGAGAAGGCCAAGUUUAAACAAUGGACGCCAUAUCAUCUCUAUCCAGGCGACGGGGGCAUGUUGUUUGCCGACUUUGAUUCUCAUCUCCACGACGAGGAGAUGCACUUUGGAGAAUUGGAAGCCGAAGACCUGGAAGACGGAGGCGAUGUCACGGGGGAAGGUUCGUACAGCAAAACUGGACCCAUGGCGGACUUUUUUGGAGGCGCCACUCCCAAGGCAUCCCAAAUCAUGGGUGCCACAUCAGCUACAUUUGCGCGUUUCUCCGGAACGAUCCCCUCGUUUCUGAUGCAAUGGUUGUCGGUCCAACGGAACACAUAUAUCACGGGCUCGAUUUGGGAACAAAUAGCUUGUCUGCCCGUCUUGAAUGCACUCGCCAACCUUCUCUAUUCAAAUUCGUUUACCACAAACUUUUCCAUUUGUUCGCAAUGGCCCGAACCAUGCGGCAAAUCCGAUGGCCGCUUCGCCGACGGCGGCAAUACCGAUGGACCCAGUCUGGCGCAGAAUAUCGGUCACUACCACACUUAUGACGAAGCCGACUUGAGUGAAACGUUGAAAGUGAUUGUCACCAACAACAAUUUCUUUGAAGAUACCAAUGCCAAGUUCUUGUCGUACUUUAGCACGACCUUCAACCAAGGAGUGACGCCAGGAGCCUAUGUGUGGCCUCCUGGCACGGUCCCGGGAGAUGCCGCCCAGGAAAAUCCGUGGCGUUCCAUGCAGAUUUUCUCGGACUAUUUGGACGACGAAUCCUUGCUGGCGGCCUUUAAUACCAUUCCUGGAACGACCUUGACGACGGCGGUGUACGAAGUGACGACAUUGGACAAUCCGGUCUUUGGGGUCAAGGCUGGUCAGAGAGUGCAACUCUUGUUGCUUCAAAUCAACAGUGAUAUUCCCACCGCCAUCUUUACCGCAAGUCAGAUUACACAGAACACGGUGCCACUGGCCGAGUUGGCGAAGACGAUUGCUUCCAGUGAUGAGUUGGUGUCCAGAAUACAAGCCUUCAUGGCUCUGUAACAUGAAACGAGAAGCUACUAGUAUGGAAGAGAGGGGACAACGGUGAGGAUGGGUUUCAGAGGAGGAGGGCAGGAUGCAAGAGUGCGAGCCGAACAACCCAGUGAGCAGAUCAGCCGCACAUCCAGGAAAGGGUAGCAAGGGAGGAGGAGGGCAGAGAGGAUCAAAGGACAAAGACUAGGGGAAGAGGUCAAGAGUGCCUCGAUCGUCCCAACACCGAGAGCUCAUUUGGAUAGCAGGAACGUGUGAACCACACGCACAGGCACAUUGUAGCCGCUUGAGCCAGGGCAAUGCUCAACCGAGCAGGAGCAACCACAGAGUACUGUACCUGCUGCAUGUAUUAGUUAACUUACUUGUAAAACUAUAGCCAUUCUGGAACAUGCCAGUGCGCUGAACUAGAUCCGGUGUAGUUACCGGUACGCUUGGCA